AGGAUUAUCUCCCCUUUGUACUUUGUAGAAAAGUUUGAAGAGCAGGGAUGGAAGGUUUGGUUUGCAGACCCUGAUAUGGAGCACCGUAUGAUGGUCAAUCAAAAAGGAGAAGCCAUCCUCUCAUGCAAGGUGUUUGUCACUGUGAUCACAGACACCUCGGCCAAAGAUACCCAGUGUCAAGAUGAGCUAGCGCUGGCCUAUAUUUCCAACUCCUCUGUAUUCCCAGUCAGUCUCAAGAAAUACAGAGAAAUCGGCCCAGUGCUUGAUGGAGGAAUGAAGUUAAUGUUAGCAAAGAUCAACUGGACCUUCUUUUUCAAAGAAGAAUUAUUUGUGCAGAAUAUGCCAGCUUUGUUGAGUUCCAUAGGGAAGGUUAUUGAAGAAAAGACAGAAGAAAUCACAGCACCCGAGUCGUUUGAUGAUGGUACAAUCCAGUUCCAUGGUAUGAAUAUAAAUGUCCACGACAAAUUAAAUGAUGAUUCAGAGGGAGAGGAGGAGGAAGAUGAAGAGGAAUCAUCAACCAAUAAAUCUGAACAAGUCCAGAAGUCAGACACUAGCAUGCUGAGCUAUGACUUCUGGGAUAGAUGCUUCGGGGAGAAGACUGAGGUAACCUGGGUGGAGUUUAAGAAGAAGUUUGAGGUUGAGUACAGGGAAAAGAUUGUAAAGACAUACACAGAGGAAGAGUGGAAGCUGUUUCUGAACUUGAUCUACAAAGAUAUUUUUAUGCUGAACAAAACCAUGAAGAAGGCAACCUAUGACCAGUUCUGUGAGGGAAACCCCUCGGCUGAUCCCCACCGGUUCUACCAUCGACUGGCUCAGUACGCCAAAGGCUACCACGCCAUGAGGGAAGUCUUCAAUAUGGACAGUACACUCAGACUCAUCACUAUACAGAAGCUAGGAGAGUUCUGUUUCCCAGCUGUUAUUAGUGGACUCACAGACAUGUUAAAGGAUGAGGACUCAAACAUCAGAGCAAUAGCCACAAUAGCCCUGGCCAAGUCAGGGAGAGCCCAGAAGACGACUGUGGAGAAGAUAAUUGGGAUGUUGGAAGAUGUUGACAGACUGGUCAGAGAGAGUGCCUGUCUCGCUCUGGGAUACCUAAAGGCAGGGGGCAAAAGCGAACAAGCAGUUGCCGAUCGAUGGAGGAAUGAUCCAAUUAAAUCUGUGAGGGAGGCAGCAGAAAUAGCACUGAAGAGAAUGGGAGGAGACUUGGCCAAAAAGUGUAUCCACAUCACAGAUGUUCUGUCCUCAGAAAUGCAGUUCCUAAAGACCCCCAUAUCCUAAGGGUCCAUCAGUACGGGAAUAUCUACAUUCCUUUUCCAACUGUUUUACUAAAUUAUCUUAUAAUUUAUAGUCAGUUCUUACUUUGAAACUUCAUUUGUAGCAACUUGAUUGCUGUUGAGGCUUUACAAUGUUUCAAAGAAAGUAGUCGGCAUUAUAAAGCUUCUUGUAUAGUAGAUAUGUAAAAGUUUCAAAAGACAUUUUAGGUUGGGCAUUAUUUUUAAUACCAUCUUGUAGGCCCCUAUUUAUAUUUAUUUCAAUCAUGUCUUCAGGGGUUUGGUUUGUUUUUCAUACAGCCAUAAUAAGCAGUGGGAGUAAAAGCAUGCAAUAUUCUAUAUUUUUGUCUUUUUUUUAUUUAUAUAUUUUUCCAUAAUUGCUUUCUACCAAGGUUACUGUACAAGACAUUCCUGUGUUGUGUAAAAAUUUCCAAUCACAUCCGUCCAUUCAUAAGAACCUUAUUUUAUUAAUUUGUCACACUAUGAUAUUUUUGUCACAUUAUGAUAUUUUUCAAAGAAUGAGUCAUAUAUUUGUACAUUGCUUU
Saccostrea cuccullata (small rock oyster) is the source of this 1816-nucleotide messenger RNA. RefSeq lists its product as uncharacterized. The record is from RefSeq and is a predicted model, not a curated record. Gene Ontology annotation, molecular function: oxidoreductase activity. The transcript is spliced from 7 exons. Gene Ontology annotation, biological process: signal transduction. NCBI's taxonomy places the organism in Eukaryota, Metazoa, Mollusca, Bivalvia, Ostreida, Ostreidae. The annotation marks the transcript as partial.